UGUACCUAGAUGUUUCUCAGCUGCAACCACCCUGAUUGUUAGCGCUACAGGUGCCUGAGUGAUCAGCUGAUGACGUACUUGCGUACCAAGCACAUGCAUAAGUCGACGUCUCAAUUCACGGCCGCCAUCCAAACCUUCUUUUUGCAAUACCUCAAAAUCAAUAGCAGCAGCAUGGAAUUAGUGGAAUGGCAGAUAUCCCAAGUUCGCCAUGUAUUGCCAAAAGUGCCGCACUCCCCUUAAGCUAGAUGGAUCGUUAGCAGACCUCAACCCAGCUGCAUUUGAUCUACUUGUUGCUACGUCCUCCCAGCAGCACCCGAAGCGAUCGCCCUCUUCGCGCUUAACCUACCCGAAUGAUACCGAGAGAAAAGCAUUAUAUGAUAGAGUAUCUAAGGAUAUCGGACCGGCAACCUUCAAAAGAAAUGGCAGCACCUUGCGUGGCGAUGGCCAACCUCGCGAUAGCUCCGCCAUGUCCUUCGUCCUCCUUACAGAGUCUCAAGUAGCACCCCCAAGGCUCACGCCUCCAGCAGAACCCCAAAGUCCGAGACAGCAACGCCGAAUAUCCAUGUCCAGUGGCCAACGUAAUGACGGAAGGAAACCUACGCAACCCCACGAAGCCGAGCGCGUUAAUAAACUUUUUGAGAUUUUAUCCGCGCGUUCGGAUAUAGACCAUCCCGUCUGUGUUGAAUGUACGGAGAUGUUAGUAGACGGGCUCCAGAAGAAGCUGGAAUCCACAGCACGGGAACGAGAUGCCUAUGCAGCUUUCCUCAAGCAAGUCCAAGCCGAGGUGCCCAGCGAAGAGGAUAUCGCCGAAUCAGAAAAGGCCGUAGAAAUAGCACGCAAGCAAGAGCAAGAGUCGUUCAAGCAGCUAUUGGCGCUGGAGAAAGAAAAGGCGGCACUUGACCUUGAAAUCGCAGCUCUCGAGGAGGAAUCACAGGCACUAGAUGCCGAGGAGGAGCAGUUCUGGAGAGAGCGCAAUGCAUUUGCAGUGAAACUCUCCGAGUUCCAGAACGAGAGGGACAGCAUAAAUACCAAGUUCGAUCACGACUCGCAACUUCUCACGAGACUCCAGCGGGCAAACGUGUAUAAUGAUACAUUUUCAAUACACCACGAUGGUCACUUCGCAACGAUCAACGGGCUCAGGCUUGGCAGGCUAUCGGCAAAACCUGUAGACUGGCCCGAGAUCAACGCCGCUUGGGGUCAAGCAUUACUACUGGUUGUCACCGUUGCCGAUAAGCUAGGGUACAAAUUUGAGGGUUACGAGCCCUUACCCAUGGGAUCAGCAUCCAAGAUUAUUCGCUACGAUUAUCCAUCCCCAUCUUCUAGUCGGUUAGGACAUCGAAGUGGGCCCCCACCAGGACCUAAGAAGACCGUAUUGGAGCUAUUCUCCUCAGGCGAUCUUCCGCUGCAAAUGCUGUGGAACCGCAAGUUCGACCAAGGAAUGGUAGCAUUCUUAGAGCUAGUAAGACAGCUUGGGGUCUUCGUCCAUCAGCAAACGAAAGAAAGCAGCAGUCGCGAGUACGCGGCAAACCCGCUAACGCUCCCUUACAAGAUUGAAGGAGACAAGAUCGGCGACGACCGGAUAGGCCACUUCAGUAUCAAGCUGGGCAUGAAUACUGACGAGAACUGGACGAAGGCAUGCAAGUUUGCACUUACGUGUUGCAAGUUUCUGAUCGCACACGCGAGCAACGUGAGUCAUAUAUCAAACGGACGUUGAGGUCUAGCUACCUAGCGCCUGGUUCUUGUGACGGGUUAGGUUAGAGACGGCGUUUGGCGUUGCAGGAAACAAGCAAGACGUUUUACACUGCUAUCAUGGCCGGGACAUUAAUGUUGUUAGAGUCAUUAUUGUAGUUACUAGAUAUCCAAUGUAUACAUAUCUCCGGGCGCUGUGUUUGUAUUCGGUCGUUAUUAUUUAUUACUAUACUUUUGUAGUUGGGUAACAUACCUAGGUGAUAUCGCUGCUAUAUAACAAUCGAG
Molecule: messenger RNA, 1974 nt
Organism: Daldinia vernicosa
Lineage: Eukaryota; Fungi; Ascomycota; Sordariomycetes; Xylariales; Hypoxylaceae
Product: APG6-domain-containing protein
Exons: 2
Coding region: 209-1714 (501 amino acids)
Biological process (GO): autophagy; cellular response to nitrogen starvation; autophagosome assembly
Cellular component (GO): phosphatidylinositol 3-kinase complex, class III, type II; phagophore assembly site; phosphatidylinositol 3-kinase complex, class III, type I
Source: RefSeq, a predicted model, not a curated record